ACAGUAGUGGAGACCAUGUUGAAAAGGACCUCUAUGAAAUGGAUGUUGAAGUGGACAAUGGGAGUGAUGAUCUGCGUGGAGCUUACCAUGUCAAACUUUCAACAGUCCAAAAGGGAGUCUUAAGAACGAAUUGUAUAGACUGUUUGGAUCGCACAAAUGUUGGCCAGUAUGCAUAUGGGCUGGUCGCACUGGCCCAUCAGCUGCAUGCCUUAGGCUUUAUAGAUGUGGAGAACAUUGAUUCGCAUUCUCCUAUAGCACAUGACCUAAUGAGGAUCUACGAAGAAAUGGGAGACACUCUUGCACUACAAUAUGGUGGCUCUGCUGCACAUAACAAGAUUUUUUCAGAAAUACGAGGCCAAUGGAAAGCAACAACGACGUCUCAAGAGUUCUUCCGAUCGCUUCAGCGCUACUACAGCAAUGCCUACAUGGACCCUGAGAAACAAGAUGCCAUUAAUGUGUUCUUGGGCCAUUUCCAGCCACAAGAGGGAAAGCCAUCUCUGUGGGAACUGAAUCCAGAACAGCACUAUGAUGUUAGGAUGCACGGAUCAAGUCUAACCGCAGAAAGUUCUAGGUCAUUUAUUAAAAGGUCGCUAUCAGAAGGAAACAUAAGCUGUGGAAGCAGCUCUCAUGGUAAAGACACCGACAUAGAUCAGACUGAAGACACUCACCAGCCUUUGACUGUCUGUGGCAAAGGUGGUUGUAAGGGUAUUUCAGAGUCCACACCAGAAAUAUCUACACGUGACACUGAUAUUUCGUUUACCAGGUACACCCCCUCAAUGUCUGGUGGACAGCUUUUCCAUGAUAUGCAGUUAGAGCAGUGUCUCGGAAGUGGCAGCGUUAAAUUUCAUGAGUGUGCAGAUUUGUUUGAUACCUCAAAUUUUCUUGAUGUUGAUUGGCUUUCUUCGUCGGGAAAUUCAUGUGAAGAAGAAACAUAUGAGAGAUCUUCAAUCAUAAGUUCUCCAUCUCGGGGCCUGUCAGCAGAUAGUGUGACAAAUGAACUUAAAGCAGAAACAAACUUCUCAGCUUAUGAUUCUGGGGCAAGCUUGAAGACGGAGCAGACUACCGGAGAUAUCAAUUUUGAUGCCAAACAAAGUAAGGAGACCCACCGGCAAUUCUCUGAGAAGUUUGUGCAUUGGGUUAACGAUGGACAUAUGUUUUUCCCUUGAAGUUCGGUUCUGGUCUCUUUUAAGUUAUACUAUUUUGGACAGUUACAUUCAACAGACCCGUCCAAAGGAUGUGGAUUACAUACAGGAAAUAGACGACAGGUGACCAAAAAUAUUACAUAAGAAAGAUUAGCCUACAGAAAGUUUUUGAGGCUGUAAAAUUCCAGAACCUUAGAAAAUGAUAUUUUGGAAAUAUAGAUUGACCAUAGAAACGGAAAAUUGUUUUGGUUGGUUUUAGUUAUCUUUGCCCAGAAGGGUAGCUUAUAAAGGUUUCAGUAUGUACAUUAUGUACUGUAAGAAGUGGGAUUUCCAUUAUUCGUUUUCACAGGUAAGACGUUCUUCGCCA
Messenger RNA from Nicotiana tabacum (common tobacco), 1509 nucleotides. Lineage: Eukaryota; Viridiplantae; Streptophyta; Magnoliopsida; Solanales; Solanaceae. The record is from RefSeq and is a predicted model, not a curated record.